AUGGAAGACCUUCCUCCACAGCUCCUCCUCGAGAUCCUGAGUCGACUCAGAGAUUCGGAGGACUUGGCUCGGUACCGAGUUGCUUCGAAGACCCUAAACUCAAUUGCUCGUGAUAUCCGAUCCGUCAAUCUCCAGUGCUCCUAUGAUAGAUAUGCCAAAUCGCGCUCUCCUCUAACCAGCUCCUCGAUCACGCCUUUCAAGGAGAUUUUCAUUAAACUAAUCUCCGAAUUGGAAAUCGUCGAGAGCGUUUCCAUGGGCGUUGAGAAGCCUCUAAGAUAUGGGGCGUACGAUGAUAUGGAGAAUGAGGAGGCCGAUUUGUACUUGAGUGAUCUCUUAAAAAGAUACCUCACCAACGCUAAGGUGUGUGGAGGACUGAAAUCGAUUUCGAUAUCGGAUUUUUGGGUUCAGUCUUGCUGGCGCCGAUCCGAUGUGCUGUCCCUUAUUUCUUCCCAUUGUCUUAAUCUCUCAGAGUUAGAUGUCAAGAAUGCAUGGCUAUCAGUUGAUGGCCUAAAUCCAAUGCCAAAGCUCACAAAUUUGACACUUGAGUUCAUUAUAUUGGAUGACGAGGACUUGAACAAGAUCAAUGAAUCUUUCCCUUCAUUACAAGUUCUUAAUUUGAUUGGGGUUGGAGGACUUAAAGAACCCCGGAUUCAUCUCAUGCACCUCAAAACAUGUCAAUGUAUAGUGUUUAAUGCUCCAAAUUCAUUAGCCAUCAUUGCACCCAAUCUUGUUAAGCUCACACUUAUUUGUGUGAAGCCAAAGCCACUUGUGAUUGAGACUCCAUUGUUAUCUGAUUUACAUUUCUCUGUUGAGACUGCUGGCAACUUCAAGGUGAAAGGACUACACGACUUGAGAAGGCUUCAUCUUGAAUCCACGGACCUCCGCAACCUACUUGUUACAUUUCCUUUUGGUAAAACAGUUAGGAAUCUAACUGUCGUCUCAAAAGAAUUUGAAACAUAUCCUGGCCAGGAUGGUUUAGAAUCCAGGCUUCAGAUGAAGGGGUUGAAAAAAAUCACUGCUUAUUUAACAGCGAACGAUUUUGAGAUGACAAUAUCAACCAUCUUCUCCAUUCUGGAGAAUUGUACUAAACUGUCUGACAUGGCAUUGCUUAUCCACCGUGAUGUUGUCUCUAAUGGCACCAACAGCCUUAUUUCAAGGUGCAAUGGAAAUGGGGAUUGUGGAAAGACAAAACAAAAGAUGCAUGGAUAUCUGAUCGUAUUUAGCGACUUUGAGUUUGCAGCGUGUAGCAUAUCUGUCAAACCUCCUUUUCAGGUUGAUUUGAGAUGA
Messenger RNA from Fraxinus pennsylvanica, 1287 nucleotides. Lineage: Eukaryota; Viridiplantae; Streptophyta; Magnoliopsida; Lamiales; Oleaceae. The record is from the annotation of a GenBank genome assembly.